GUCACCGUUACGCAUUUCAGCAGAACAACGCGCUCAGAAUGGCCGAGAGUCACGGCGAGAUCAGCGGCCACGACUGUCGGCGACCCGCUCCGGCGCAGACCUUCAACCACAGGUCCUCCAAGUGGGUCCGUUUGAACGUCGGCGGCACGUAUUUUCUGACCACCAGACAGACGCUCUGCCGGGAUCCCAAAUCGUUCCUGUUCCGCCUGUGCCAAGCGGAACCAGACCUCGAUUCGGAUAAGGAUGAGUCUGGGGCGUAUUUGAUUGACAGGGAUCCCAUGUAUUUCGGGCCUGUGCUGAAUUACCUCAGACAUGGGAAGCUGGUCCUCAACAAGAACCUGACGGAGGAGGGAGCUCUCGAAGAGGCCGAGUUUUACAACAUCACAUCAUUAAUAAAACUCAUCAAAGAAAGGAUCAGUGAAAGAGAAGCCAAGACGACACACACACCGGUCAAGCACGUUUACAGAGUGCUGCAGUGUCAAGAGGAAGAGCUUACUCAGAUGGUCUCGACCAUGUCAGACGGAUGGAAGUUUGAGCAGCUUGUCAGUGUAGGUUAUGGGCGGGCCCAGAAGUCAGAGUUUUUCCUGAUUGUGUCUCGAGAGGUGAAGGGGGAGGAGUCAAGCCAAACUCACCCCACCCACAGUGGAGAGCUGGUCAAUAUCGGAUCCUCCUAUAAUUACGGUAACGAAGAUCAGGCGGAGUUCUUGUGUGUUGUUUCUAAGGAACUGCACAACCAAUCAUACGGCAACAACACCCAACCCAGUGAGAAAGCCAAGAUUCUACAGGAACGUGGUUCUAGAAUAUGAUCAUUUAGAGCUCCCGCAUUUUGAGACAUAUCAGCUCUUUCUAGAACAUUCCAUGAGCUUGUUCUCUUCACGCCUCGAGAGCACCGGACACCUGACACACACAAGCAGCACGUGAAGAGCAUGUCCACUGUAUUCCAGUCUUUAUGGUGCCUGUUUAUCUGGGACGCUUGUUUGUUAUGAUCUUUAUGGAUUCAGAGACUGAUUCAGAUUCUCUGGUCAGGAUCUGGAGAGCUGGACCAAUGACAAUCUCAGGGAUCAAAAGGAAAUGGACACGUCACUCUGAAUCACCUGUUACCACAAUCAAUAUAAUAGAUAUACAGUGGGGUUCAAAAGUGAUAAUACUUGAUUUUUCAUUUAUAGCGAAUGCUUUUCUUUACAAGUCCCUCAGUAUUUGGUGUGUCUCCCUUUUUCUUUAAUCAAUAUCAUGAACAAAACCUGAUGAUCACGAACUUGUGAUGUUUCAAAAAGCAUCAAGGAAAAUCUGAGCGUCUGUACAAAGAGUCACAUGAUCAAUGUCAUGCUGAUACUCAUAUUUGAUUAGUGACACAGACAUACAUAAUAGAUACAUAAUAUUAAAUAUUACUUUUUCUUUUUUCUGUGUUCUCUGACUUUUGGACCUCACUGUCCUAUGAUUUACAGUUGAGGUCAAAAGUUUACAUACACCUUGCAGAAUCUGCAAAAUGUUAAAUAUUUUACCAAAAUAAGAGGGAUCAUACAAAAUGCAUGUUAUUUUUUAUUUAGUACUGACCUGAAUAAGACAUAUCACUUAAAAGACGUUUACAUAGAGUCCAGAAGAGAAAAUAAUAGUUGAAUUUAUAAAAAUGACCCUGUUCAAAAGUUUACAUACACUUGAUUUUUAAUACUGUGUUGUUUCCUGAAUGAUCCACAACUGUGUUUUAUUGUUUAGAGAUAGUUGUUCAUGAGUCCCUUGUUUGUCCUAAACAGUUAAACUGCCUGCUGGGACCUGAAAAUGCUAUAGGUCCCACAAAUUCUUUGGUUUUUCAGCAUUUUUGUGUAUUUGAACCCUUUCAAACAAUGAGUGUAUUAUUCUGAGAUCCAUCUUAUCACACUGAGGACAACUGAGGGACUCAUAUGCAACUAUUACAGAAGGUUCAAACACUCACUGAUGCUUCAGAAUGAAACCACAAUGCAUUAAGAGCCGGAGGGUGAAAACUUUUGAACAGAAUGAAAAUGUGUAUAUUUUUCUUAUUUUGCCUAAAUAUCAUAUUUUUUUUUUCAUUUAGUACUGCCCUUCAGAUGCUACAAAUGAUACUUACAUGUUCCCCAGAAGACAAAAUAUGGUAAAUUUACCCUGCUUUUCCCAGCUAUGUAAAUGUCUUUUAUGUGAAAUAUCUUAUUCAGGUCAGUACUACAUAAAAAAUAACAUGCAUUUUGCAUGAUCCCUUUUAUUUUGGUAAAAUAAUGAACAUUUUGCAGAUUCUGCAAGGUGUAUGUAAACUUUUGACCUCAACUGCAUAUACACAGCAAUACAAAUUUUGCAAAAGCGCCAUGGCUGAGCACAGUUUUUAUGCAAGAAUGUAGUGCUGAGUAAUAUUUCUUAGUGUUUUUAGAGAUUUUAGCUACUCUAGCAUUCAAAGGUUUGGGGUUGGUAAUAUUUUUUUAUGUUUUUUAAACAUUAAUUUGAUCACAAAUAGCAAAAACAGUUUUAUCUUGUUUUGUUUGAAUAUAUUGUAAACUGUAAUUUAUUCCUGUGAUCAAAGCUGAAUUUUCAGCAUCAUUACUCCAGUCUGAAGUGUCACGUGAUCCUUCAGAAAUCAUUUCUGAUUAAUAUCAAUAUUGAAAGCAGUUGUGCUACUUCAUAUAUUUGUGAAAACCAUGAAACUUUUAGGAUUUUUUGAUAAAAAGAACAGCAUUUUUUUAUUAUAAAUAUCUUUACUGCCACUUUUGAUCAAUUUAAUGCAUCAUUGCUGAAUAAAAGUAUUAAUUUCUUGCAAAAAAGGAGAAAAAAAUCUCACUAACCCCAAACUUUUGAAUGAUAGUGUAUAUCUACAACACAUUUUACUGGAAACCUGUGUGUUUUUUACUCCUUUUAAUGUGAAAAUUAUUGCUUUUGCACUACUGCUAUUAUUAUUAUCAAGGCAAUAUUUCAGAAGAACUGCUGUUAAGAAAUGUGUAGUCUAUCUUAUUACUGAGUACUUGGCUGGACCUUAAAGUGAAUGGGCUUUUUUUGUCUGUCAACCAAGAGGAGAGACAGGAUAUGUGAAGCAUUUAAAUGACACCUUGCACAUCUGAUCUUGCACAUUUUGAUAUACAGUAUAUUAUGCAUCUUAUAAGGUAAUAAUGUAUGCGUUUGUAUGACAUUUUGAAAAUGCUAACAUCUAAACCUGUACUGCAAAAUCACUGUAAAAUUCAAGUAGCUGAACGUAGCGACGUACAUCCACAUACUUUUAAGA
Molecule: messenger RNA, 3220 nt
Organism: Labeo rohita (rohu)
Lineage: Eukaryota; Metazoa; Chordata; Actinopteri; Cypriniformes; Cyprinidae
Gene: kctd5b
Product: potassium channel tetramerization domain containing 5b
Exons: 7
Coding region: 39-806 (255 amino acids)
Biological process (GO): proteasome-mediated ubiquitin-dependent protein catabolic process; protein homooligomerization
Cellular component (GO): Cul3-RING ubiquitin ligase complex; cytoplasm
Molecular function (GO): cullin family protein binding
Source: RefSeq, a predicted model, not a curated record